This is a messenger RNA of Epinephelus fuscoguttatus (brown-marbled grouper), 1697 nucleotides long. It is a transcript of the gene dhrs12, whose product is annotated as dehydrogenase/reductase (SDR family) member 12. The transcript has 10 exons. Bases 119 to 1075 code for a protein of 318 amino acids. NCBI's taxonomy places the organism in Eukaryota, Metazoa, Chordata, Actinopteri, Perciformes, Serranidae. The record is from RefSeq and is a predicted model, not a curated record.
CCUCCUCUCAGACUACAUAACCAGCGCCAGUCACUCUUACGAAACGUAAACAUUGGACUGUGUUCACAAAGAGCAGCCUGUGGACAGAUUUAGACUCAUUUGUGUUAAAGGAAAUAAAAUGUCGAUUUACAGGAACGCCGUGUGGUUUGUGAAAGGACUGCAGGAGUACACAAAGAACGGUUACGAAGCUGCAGCGAAGCAUUUUGCUCCAGCAGACCUGGAUGUGAACCUGAAUGGGAGGUCCUUCAUGGUAACAGGGGCCAACAGUGGGAUAGGGAAAGCCACAGCGCAGGAAAUAGCCAACAGAGGAGGAACCGUUCACAUGGUGUGUCGAAACAAGGGGCGAGCCGACGCAGCCAAAGAUGAAAUAGUGGAAAAAAGUAAAAAUCAGAACAUUCACGUCCACAUUGUUGACAUGUCCAGUGCAAAACAAGUGUGGGAGUUCGCCCAGACCUUCUCACAAAGCAACAUCCUACAUGUACUGAUUAACAAUGCUGGCUGUAUGGUGAACCAGAGGGAGCCGACUGAGGAGGGCUUGGAGAAGAACUUUGCCACAAAUACGCUCGGUACGUACAUCCUCACUACAGCGCUGAUACCCGCACUGAAGAAGGCUGAAGACCCCAGAGUGGUCACCGUGUCGUCAGGCGGCAUGCUCACACAGAAGCUGAACGUGGACGACCUCCAGUUUGAGAAGGGGGCGUUUGACGGCACCAUGGCCUACGCUCAGAAUAAAAGACAGCAGGUGAUUCUGACAGAGAGGUGGGCGACGCAGCACAAAGAGAUCCAUUUCUCCUCCAUGCACCCUGGCUGGGCUGACACACCAGCCGUCCAGACGUCCAUGCCUUCUUUCCACGCUAAGAUGCAGUCCAAACUGAGGACCGAGGCCAUGGGGGCCGACACCGUGGUGUGGCUCGCUGUGUCUGCAGCCGCCACAAAGCAACCCAGCGGACUCUUCUUCCAGGAUCGCAAAGCCGUGGCGACACACCUGCCGCUGGCCUUCUCCCGGCCCACGCUGCAGGAGGAAGAGAAGCUUCUGGCUGCGCUGGAGGAAUUCGCCCUCAAGUUCAAACCUUAAUACCUCUGGAAGAUGCACUUAAAGCCAAACACUCCUAGAUAAUUAUUACAAAUGUUUACAUGAUUACCAACCAUGUACAGGAUGCUUUUUUACAAAGAACAAACUCUCACAGUGUGCUGAGGCCAUCUUAAGAAAAGAAGAGUUUUGUGCAGUUGUUGUGGGUUUUAUCUGAUGAAAAAUUACGCUGAAGGAAAAUCAAAAUUAGCUUUUUCAAACGCACUUAAUAGAAAAUACUGUGUACCUCAUUCAUCAAGCUUACUGUGGGAAAUAUAUCGAUCAGGGCCUAAAUACACUGAUCAGCCAAAACAUUAAAGCCAGUGACAGAUGAUGUGAAUAACGUUGAUCAUCUCCCACUCCACAGAAACUGCUCAGGAAUGACCGGAGGAACGUCACAAAGAGCUAUGGGUGUUAAUCUGGCCUCCAAAUUCCAAAUUUGUAAGAAAAUGAUGUAGUUAUUCACUUCACCUGUCACAGGUUUUAAUGUUUUGGCUGAUGGGUGUAAAUGUAACACAGUUAUGCAUGUUUGUAUAUUAAUUUCUGUAAAAUAUAUUGUUUAAUUGCAGGCCAUUAUGUUUGGUAACACAUUGUCUAAUUCAUGUUCAUUAUUGUCAAAUAAAAUGUA